Juglans regia (Persian walnut) is the source of this 2136-nucleotide messenger RNA. RefSeq names its product MDIS1-interacting receptor like kinase 2-like. The record is from RefSeq and is a predicted model, not a curated record. Gene Ontology annotation, biological process: protein phosphorylation. NCBI's taxonomy places the organism in Eukaryota, Viridiplantae, Streptophyta, Magnoliopsida, Fagales, Juglandaceae. Gene Ontology annotation, molecular function: ATP binding; protein kinase activity; protein binding. The transcript has 2 exons. The coding region runs from base 1 to 2136 and encodes 711 amino acids.
AUGGCACCCUCAAUUUCCACUUUCAUUACGGUAGUAGCAUGGGCUACCUGUACCUUGCUCUUUGAAAAAUAUCAUGCAGUUGAGUUAGCGGCAACAUCUGAAUCAUCUGCUGCUCUACAACUUGAAAGGAAUGCUCUGCUUCAUACUGGGUGGUGGUCGAGUAAUCAAACUGGCAAUAACUCAGGUCAUUGCCAGUGGGAUGGUAUUGACUGCAAUGCACGUGGAAAUGUCAUAGCGAUUCACAGAACAUACGCCUCUUUAGGAGGUAAGUUGAAACUCAACUUCUCUUCCUUCCCAAAUCUAGUCCGUCUUGAUCUUGUUGGAAACGAAUUUCAAGGGAGCAUCCCCUUUGAAAUAGGUACCCUAUCAAAACUCUCCCACCUCCAUCUGGGCUUCAAUAAUCUUAUAGGUGAAAUACCUCUAUCUAUUGGCAAUCUAAAGAACUUGGUUUCCUUGUCCCUCGAGAAUAAUCGCUUUACUGGUCAAAUCCCUUCGUCUAUAGGCUGUUUAACUAAUUUGAGUUAUUUGUCACUCAGUUGGAACCAAAUUAAUGGUUCCAUCCCCAUGGAAAUAGGAAACUUGAAGUCUUUGAAAAGUCUGCAUCUCGCCUCUAACAAUCUUACUGGUCCAAUCCCCACCAGUCUAGGCGAUUGCUAUGCCUUGACAGAGUUGUCAUUGAGCCGCAACUAUUUAGAUGGAAGCAUUCCCCAUCAUAUCAUUGACCUUUAUUGGCUAGAUAGCAUUGAUGUUAGUCAUAAUUUUCUCAGUGGCGAGAUUUCUGUUGAACUUGGGCGUGCAAGCUCCUUAUCAAUCUUGGACUUCAGCUUCAAUAAACUUACCGGUAGCAUUCCUCCUCAUUUCAGUUUUAUAAAAGAAGUCAACUUGUCAUACAAUUCUUUGAAGGGUCAAAUUCCAGUUGACUAUGGUUGGUAUUAUGAUCGGUAUCAUACACCAGACACAUUAAUUGGCAAUGAGGAUUUAUGCGGCCAAUCAAUGGGUUUCCCUCCUUGCCCUCCAGCUAGGAACAAUUCGGUCGGACGCACAGUAAAAAUUAUGGUUCCCAUCGCCAUGUUUAUUGGAUUCUUUGUACUUUGGUGCUUUCUCUUGUUAAAAUGUGUAGUUAAGAAAACUCUACCCGAGUCAACAAAAGCAAAGAAUGGAGAUUUGUUCUCGAUAUGGAAUUACGACGGCCAUAUUGCAUAUGAAGACGUCAUUAGAGCAACCGAGGACUUCGACAUUAAACAUUGUAUCGGAACCGGUGGUUAUGGUAGUGUUUACAGAGCAGAACUACCUAAUGGUAAAGUGGUUGCCUUGAAGAAGCUUCAUCGUCUAGAGGCGGAGAACCCCACUUUUGAUACGAGUUUCAGGAAUGAGGUAAAGGUGUUAACAAAGAUUCGACAUCGAAAUAUUAUAAAGUUUCACGGGUUCUGCUUGCAUAAACGCUGCAUGUUUUUGAUUUACGAGUACAUAGAAAGGGGAAGCCUUUUUUGGGUCCUAAACACCCAUGUUGAAGCUGUGCAACUAGAUUGGCGUAAGAGGAUGAACAUCAUCAAAGGCAUAGCAGAUGCUUUAUAUUAUAUGCAUCAUGAAUGCAUUCCGGUAAUUGUUCAUCGAGAUAUAUCGAGCAAUAAUAUCCUGUUGAAUUCUAAAUUGGAGGCUUUUGUCUCUGACUUCGGCACUGCUAAACUCCUCGAUUCUGAUUCUUCCAAUCAAACAUUAAUCGUUGGCACUUAUGGCUAUGUUGCCCCAGAGUUGGCAUAUACGAUGAUAGUUACUGAAAAAUGCGAUGUUUAUAGCUUUGGAAUGGUUGUUCUAGAAAUAUUAAUGGGAAAACAUCCAGGAGAAUUUCUGAAUUCAUUAUCAUCUUCACAUUCUCAAGACGUCAUGCUAAAUGAACUAUUAGAUCAUCGUCCACCACCUUUCAAUCAUCUGGUUGCACAUGAUAUUUUCCUUGUUGCUAUGAUAGCGUUUGCAUGCCUGCGCACCAAACCAAAGUCUCGCCCAACAAUGAAAUGUGUGUUCCGAGAACUUCUUUCUCGCAAGAAGCCAAUAGCCAAGCCCUUGCAUACAAUUUCAAUCUGGCAGCUCAGGAAUCAGGAAACAUAUCUUGUUGGAGAGAGUGAAACUCAGUCAUGA